This is a messenger RNA of Helicoverpa armigera (cotton bollworm), 5256 nucleotides long. RefSeq names its product (E3-independent) E2 ubiquitin-conjugating enzyme. Lineage: Eukaryota; Metazoa; Arthropoda; Insecta; Lepidoptera; Noctuidae. The record is from RefSeq and is a predicted model, not a curated record. Gene Ontology annotation, molecular function: ubiquitin conjugating enzyme activity. The transcript is spliced from 26 exons. The coding region runs from base 116 to 4156 and encodes 1346 amino acids.
CGUUUUCCUUGCAUAAUUUAUUGACGCAUGCGCCACACAUUGCAAUCAGCUGUCAGAAAGAACAUAAUCACGUAAAAAACAAAAUUAUUUGUGUCUUUAGAUAAUUCCCGUCAAUAUGGCGGGGCAAAAUCCAGGUUCGCCGACUGACUUUCAAUAUUUUUACGAGGAUGAAGUGUAUAAAAUCAACAAUCGCGGUCAAGUGGUCUUCGGUCUGGUACUCGAGAACUAUGAAGCCAACUCCAGCGAUCAAGAGAGCGACAUUGAAACACCUAUACAAAAAGGCGAAAUUCGUGUUGUCUGGCAUCCUUCCGGCACCGAGCGAGUCAUAUCCGAGAAGUCGGUUGGCUUAGCAGAUCGCUCAUUGAUGCCCGGAGAUGUAGUCCGCCGUCUCAUCGCUGGCAAGGACACGCAGAGAGGCUACUGCAGAGACAUCAUCAUGAACGCAGCCCUUCAGAUUGUAGGCACCAAGCAUGUCAUACCCAGUGUUGCUAGUGAAAGGCUCCAGCCUUUAGAAGAAUUCACGCCUGAUUUGGCUGUAUGUCUCGAUUCCUGGGUUGGGACUUCUAAGGCGGUACACAGCAAACUCCGCUUAGUAUCAGCCGAGGGGUCCCGCCUCGAAUACCCCGACCUCGACACGUGUCCUCUGGAAGACUACUCGAUGCGUCGCCGCCGGUCCACUCCCUACUCCUCGUCAGAGUUCUACCCGGGACAGGUGGUGUACGGCCCGCUGGGCUCGCUCGACUCCGCCAACUGGCUCCACAUCACCAAGGAAAUGAAGGCCGCUAGGAAACAUAAGAUGCAUGAUCAUAAGUUCACCGUGGAGGCGGUGAUGACGGAGAGCGUGAGCGUGCACUGGCAGUGCCGCGCGCUGUGCACGCACCCCACCGACCCCUCCACGCCGCAGCAGCCCAAGUUCCUAGUCGAAGGUGAAGAUCUGAAGAAUUUGAAGUUGUUGAACGUAUUCGAGCCGUGCACUCUGCAAGUCGGUGACAGGAACUUCCUCACUAUUGGCCCAGAAGAUAGCUUUGUAAGCAAGAAGCAAUGGAGGAAACAACAAAGUAAAUGCUACAGGAAUCUCCGUAAACAGACUAAGCCUACAAAGAAGCCGUCUAAAACCGAGACGAACUCGUCCGACCACGUGCCCUCGCGGCCCAAGAAGCGCGCCUCCGCACACCGCAAGCUUAAGUCUAACGAGAACGACAUGGACGUUGACGCUGGAGACGACAAACUGGAAUCUCUCGACGACGCUCUGAAGAUGGACUCGAACUGCCCCAGCAUCAAGAUAGAGCCCAUCGGGGACGUCUCCCUGCCCAUGGCCAGCAGUCAGGAGGAUACUGCCACUGAGGAGAAGAAUGAUUCCGGAAUCAGAUCGCACGUCCGCAGUCCUGAGCCGACGCGCGAAGACUCCUCGCUGCUGAAUGGUGAUAGCAAGUCUGAUACCGCGCUCAACGACGAUGAUUCCGAUAACUGGGAGAACACCAGCAGCGAUGGCAGUGAUACUGACAGCGGUGCAACAUGGUCAUCCCGUUGCUCCUCAGCGGCAUCAGCCCGCGGCAAGAGAUCUCCUCAACUAGCAGUACGACUGUUACGCGGCAAGCGACUCAAGCGCACCGUGCGCAGGGCCCCGCCCGCGCCGCCGCCGCGCCUCGGCGACCGCGUGGUGGUCGAGACGCUGCACACCACCAGCCGCGCUAACGUCGUGUGGCAGGAUGGUACAAUAGAAAUGGGCAUUCCGUCCACACAGCUGUAUCCGAUCCAUCACUUAGACGGGCAGGAGUGCUUCCCCGGCGACUUCGUGGUCAGCGGGGCGGCUAACGUCGAAGAGAAUCAACAGCUGAAGCACAGAGAGUACGGCGUGGUACAGCGCGUGGAUCACCACGGCAGGACGGCCAUCGUGCACUGGUACCGCACAUAUACCAGUGCCGACGAGCCAGUUCCACAAAUGCUGCACGAGAGCGAGGUGAGCGUGUACGACCUGAAGGACCACCCUGACUUCCAGUACCGGCCCGGUACCGUCGUCAUUAGGGUCGCCAACUUCACCGGGGAAGAUGCCAAUUGUACUGCUGGACAGGUGAUUGACAACUUCCCGUCUGGUCGCGUCAAGGUGUGGUGGGUGGACGGGCACACGAGCAUGUGCUGGCCGCAAGAUCUCUACAAGGUGGGCGAGUACGACAGCGAGGAGGGCGAGCUGUGGGGCUCGGAGGGCUCGGGCUCGGAGGACUCGUGGGAGACGCAGAGCUCCGCGCACGAGCCCGAGCCCGAGCGCCCGCCCACGCCGCCCGACCAGCCGCCGCCUGCAUUAGCAGCGCCAGCUGUAGCGAGCCAAGAGGUACAACUACUAUCUCUGUUAAGGUGGCUUCGCAACCCCUCCGACCCCCGCCCCGCGCCGCAGCUGUCGCGUCCGCCCCUCGCCGCGCUCAUGCACAGGCUCUUCCGCGCCGACGUCGCGCUGCUCCACGCCUUCUGCGCGGACCCCGAGCUGCACUCGCCAGAGAUAAUGCGCAAGCUGUUAAACUUGUACAAAGAUUGCCGGUUCUUAGACAGACUAAUGGGAACGUCCUUCUUCCAUGAGGAUCACUUUUUGGGUCUUCUAGAACGCGUAAGAGAACGCGGCGCGAUCACCCCUCGCGCCGGGGAGCGUCGCGUUCACGAACAGCUGCAACGUCUGUUCGCGCCCAGCGACCCCCCCUCCACGCCCGCCGCUCCCCCCUCGCCGGACCCCAUGAUGGUGGACGAUGAGCUGGAGAAGGCUGCUGAUGGCACCCGGCCCAUCAUCACGGCGAAUGUCACUGUGGAGCCCAUGCAGGUGGAGUGUAGUAUGUCAAAGAAGCAACUGCAUCUGAACAUAGAAGCUGCUCAGGCGACCAGUUCCGACUCAGUUGUGCCACAAGAUAAUGCUGUUAGUGAAAAUCCGUCUACAGAAUCAGCAGAAGGCGAGCCCGGGCCCGGCAAGAAUGUGUGCUACAAGCUGUGCUCGCUCAUACACGCGCAGCUCAUCAAAGCUCACACGGAAGUCAGUCGGAGAAGGCCGCAAGAGUUGGCCGAUUUCCUUAACAGCUUAAUGAAAAAACAAAACACAAACGGCUCUGAGGAGAACUUAGUCUACCACUUUUCAGUUCAAUAUGGAGCGCUGGUGGUGAGCUUGGCGGAGGAAGAUAAGGCGGAGUCCAAGACAGCUGAUGUGAAAGACGCAACUACCGCCACGGCGCAAAAACUUGAAGGCGCUGCAAGCAGUACCGACACAGCUCCCCUCGCCACGGCAGAAGGGUCUGAUGAAGCAGAGAUGGACACGGCCAGCCCCGCAGCCGUCCCCGAAGACAACAAGGAGGGAGGCGAGGGCUUCUGCAUACUGGAGUCAGCCCCCGCCGCGCACCGGUUCCGCCUGUCCAUGCUGCAGCCGUCCGAGCCCCGGACCUUCUACUCGGCUGUGAAGAGGGAGAUCAAGUUGCUCAAGAGUGAUCUGCCACCAGGGGUAUGGGUCCGCGGCUACGAGGACCGCAUCGACCUGCUGUCAGUGAUGAUCGCCGGGCCCAGCAAGACGCCGUACGAGGGCGGACUGUUCGUGUUCGACGUGCAGCUCGGCGGCGAGUACCCGCGGGCGCCGCCGCUCUGCCACUAUCACUCCUACUGCACUGAUCGGCUCAACCCUAACCUGUAUGAGGACGGCAAGGUGUGCGUAUCCCUGCUGGGCACAUGGUCUGGCCGCGGCGUGGAGGUGUGGGGCAAGGACAGCUCGCUGCUGCAGGUCAUCGUGUCGCUGCAGGGCCUCAUCCUCAACGCGGAGCCCUACUUCAACGAGGCCGGAUAUGAGAAGCAGAAGGGUACUCAACAAGGCAAGGAGAACUCCCGCAUGUAUAACGAGAUGGUGCUGUUGAAACUAGUGCAGUCGAUGACCAAGAUGCUGAUGAACCCCCCGGAGCCGUUCCGCGAGGAGAUCCUCACGCACCUCCGGGCCACUGGGGGCGCGCUGUGCUCGCGGCUGGAGGGGCUGGUGCGGCUGUCGGGCGAGGGGGGCGCGGAGGCCGAGGGCGCGGCGCCCGAGUUCCCGCUGCUGCCGGCGUCGCGCGGCUUCUGCCUCACGCUGCGCAGCUCGCUGCAGCAGUUCCGCGCGGCGCUGCGGCGCCACGACAUCGCGGUGCCGCCCUGCACCUUAUAGCCGCCCACCCCGCCUCCCACCGCCACCGGCACGUAACGUCUAAUGAUAAUCAAAUUCUAAAUGAAAUGUUCGAUCUUAUGCGAAUACGAUUCUUAGAUUUAUUAAUGCAUAGUUAAUAUUAUUUAUUUGUUACAAAGUAAUGUCUACUUUAAUUCAACAUUCGACGUUAUAAUGUUUAGAUUAUGAGUACUUAUUGAAAUUGCAUACUUUUUACGAGGCGAAGCUUAUUACUGUCGUUCGAAUAUUUGCUACACUAAUAUUAUGAUAUGAAAUAAAGACAGGUAAUGUUAGAUGUAACGUCUAGAACGUUUAGUUCCUGAUUCCAAUAUUAUUUAUAUUUACGAUUGAAGCUCCUACUUAUCAAUAUUAGGGAAUGGUGUGCGAGUAUAACGAGUAUCUCAUCAAUGUCUAUUUUAUGUAUGUGUAAUGUUGUGUGUAAAAAUGCAUUCACUCAUUUUUAUGUAAUUAUAGUUUUGUUUUUAUUUUAUUUUGUUUUAUAUUGCGGGAAACAUUAAUUUGUAUGGUAAUAAUGAUGUAGUAAGACCGUCGUGGUUAAAUUGGCGCAGUACCAACAGACAGUACAUACCACUUAGCAUAGUCGACUCACCACUGCACUAUGUUGUCGAUACCUAAAUAAUUGUUGUUUUCUCUUGUUACCAAUCUAUGAAAUUAUUGAAAAUAAUUUACACGCUUAGGUUUAGUGCAUGUAGAUGUUUGAAUUUCAUUUCUUCACCAAAUAAGAGCGUCACAAAGUAAAGUCUUACUAACAGUGAUAUCUACAUUAUUAGUAUUAAUUUUACAUUUCCCGAAAAUUAAUAUUAACAAGGAAAUCGAAAGUGCUAUCCAGUGAAAAGCGCUUAAUUAGUGGUAUUUUGGAACUUAGUUUUCAUUUUCUAUCCAAUCUUGUUUUAGAAAGAAAUUCUUCCUCGUUAGUGCUUAUAGUAUUAUACCAUACGGCCACGCCGCGCCGGCGGCUGCACAAAUACUAUGUAACUUCAUGCCAAAGUCAAUUGAGCUAUGGAAGGCUUUUGUCGCUUGUGUACGCGAGAUAAGUGACAACUAUGUAUAAUUAUAAAAAAAUAAAUAAUUCUUCAACAUUA